Balaenoptera ricei (Rice's whale) is the source of this 2902-nucleotide messenger RNA. It is a transcript of the gene DNAJC30, whose product is annotated as DnaJ heat shock protein family (Hsp40) member C30. NCBI's taxonomy places the organism in Eukaryota, Metazoa, Chordata, Mammalia, Artiodactyla, Balaenopteridae. The record is from RefSeq and is a predicted model, not a curated record. The coding region runs from base 2 to 682 and encodes 226 amino acids. The transcript has a single exon.
GAUGGCAGCCCAGCGUGAGGUGAGGUGGUCGCGGCUAUUACUGUGGAGGUUGUGGCAAGCCCGGGGGGUUCCACAAAACUUGGGAUCGGGUCUGGGCGUAGAAGCGAGAACUUAUUCCCGGAGCGACGGCCCGUACUCGCGCACGGCGCUCUAUGAGCUGCUUGGCGUCGCCUCCACGGCCACGCAGGCGCAGAUCAAGGCGGCUUACUACCGGCAGAGCUUCCUCUACCACCCGGACCGCAACGCCGGGAGCGCCGAGGCUGCCGAGCGCUUCACGCGCAUCUCCCAGGCCUACGUGGUGCUGGGCAGUACCACCCUGCGUCGCAAGUAUGACCGCGGCCUGCUCAGCGACGAGGACCUGCGCGGCCCCGGGGUCCGGCCCUCCAAGACGCCCGCCGCCGACCCCGACUCGCCCCGCACCCAGCCUCCCGCCUCUCGGACCCAGGGCCGCGGUCAGGCCUCAUCGGGAGCCAACCGCACCAUGUUCGACUUUGACGCCUUCUACCAGGCGCACUACGGCGAGCAGCUGGAGCGCGAGCGGCGCCUGAGGGCCCGGCGGGAGGCCCUUCGCAAGCAGCAGGAGGACCGGGCCAAGAAGGGCUUAGGCUGGGACGAGACCCGAGACACGGCUUUAUUCUUGUUUCUGCUCACAGUCUUCAUCAUCAUGGGCUUUCGUUUUUAAUCGGAGAGCGGAGGGAAGGGGAGCAGCCGCGCCCCCACCCCCCCAAGAAAAUGGCCUUUCCUGUCUUCUUGAACCCGUUGCCUCCAUUGUCUACUGUUGUCUACCUCUACUGGGGUCCGAAGGAACUGCUCUCCCCUUUCCUUUCCCCACCCGGCCAGCUUAGCCAUUGACCUGCACAUCCCUACCCCUCUGGUCCAGAAAAGGAGGCUUUUUUGAUGCCCAAGAAAAAGGGCCCCAAUGAGGAGUCCCGAAAGCCCGAGAGUGAGGGGUUUCCUGGAGGCCCUGGGGUGCCUGCUUCCAGAUGUUGUCAAUUUCUGGAACACUUGCUGUGGCUUUCCUGUAAAGCUCCGAGCAAGACUCGUCUGCUCCUGCCCCACGUGUGUAGCGUGGGGCUCCUCUGUAACCUUGAAACGUGCAAUGUGACCAAUUGUGACUGCCAAAAGAAAAAUUCUGGGGUUAUAAGAAACUUGUCUUUCUGUGAGCUCCCCAGGCCACAAGGUGAGACCCAGUGUAGGGUAAGGAUGUGAUCUGUGGGAACCUGGCCAUUCUUUGGUGGUCAGACCCCACUCCGCCUUCUGUUGGUGAUGAGUGUGAGUGGGAAAGAAAGCAAGGUCAUGAGCCUAAGGAAUGAGCCUUCCUGUGCCCAUGCUUAUCUAAUGUAUGACCUCGGAGAAGUUACUCUGUGGGCGUGAUGGCAGAGGAGCAAAUCGUUUGCUCUCUUUCGGUCUGUCACACUUGAUUAUCCACGUUCUAAUAGGCUCAGUGAUUAAAGUAUGAUGCCAGGGACUUCCCUGGCGGUCCAGUGGUUAAGACUCCGCGCUUCCACUGCAGGGGGCGCAGAUUCGAUCCCUGGUUGGAGAACUAAGAUCCCGCAUGCUGCAGCAGCAGGGGGGGAAAAAAAAACAUAUAUAUAUAUAUAUACAUACAUAUAUAUAUAUAUAUAUACACAUAUAUAUAUAUAGUGCCAGUAGAGUCAAGUUUGUCCUUGGGACCCUGUGCCUGGCACCUGGUCAUCCCUUGACCAGCCAGCCCCAUUGAUAACUGUGCAGCUCCUCCCUUCCCAAAAAUAGAGCAACAAACUGGGAGUUUUGAGUCGCCUGAGUGUGGCCCAGCCUCCUGUUUCGCUGGCAGUGCUUAUCGCAGGCCCUACAAGCCAAGUCCUUGAAACAGGGCUACUUGAAGCUGUGGGAAUUGGGGGAGUUUGAGUAGACCGGAUGCUGAGUGACAGGAGGCACAGGAUGGAAGCUCGCUUCCUUAUUCAGAGCUGGCUGAGGGUUUUUUGGUUUUUGUUUGUUUCCUCUUUUCCUAAUUGGUGCAGUGGGUUGUCACUUGGCUAGAGCUGUGGUAAUCCAGUUCUCUUAACCAUGAAUCACUGCACGUGGGGUGUGGCUUAGCUGUGAGAUGGUAGGUACUCAGGUAUGUACUGUGGAGCGUAAAGCUGUGGGGUAGGAAAACCUUUGCAGGAGAUCUUCUACAAGGGUAAGGGCCUAAGUAGGUUCUAAACAAAGCCAGAGGUGCUUUGCUAUAUUAACACCAAUUCCUGCACUCCAUCUUUUGUGGCGGUCCUUGGAUAAAUUGGGAGAAACCCAUAGCUGGUGCUAUUUGGUCUCUUGGGAACCAUUCUGUUUUCUCCAGCCUUGGAGGUUGGGGGCAAACUCUUAGUCAUGGCUUUGCAGUGACCAUAUGAUUCAGUAGGAAAGAUUUAAGCCUACUCUGGUUCAGACAUGCUGGGCUCAUGGAGCUUGGUUUGGGGGCAAGGGCAUAUGUACUUUAAAAAAGAACAUUUAAUGUUAUUAUGUUUCAUAUCUGGAAAACAAGAGGGAAAGUCUUUUCAAAACACAAACUACAGGAAGUGAAGCUUAGUAAAAGGUACAGAGGCUGGUGAUUCUCAACCAAGGAGUUGGGGCAUAACGGAGUGUCCUUGGGGCAAGAUUCUAUCAAAGUUUCAAUCAAAUUGAGGUUGGGGUUCUUUUGGGUCUUGUUUGUAAAAGCACUAGUGGUCUGUGAUAAUCUGGGAUCUUUCUCAUGGGCUCUUUGACAUAGAUCUCUCAAGUUUGUUUUCUCUCAGUGAAGAUCACAGCGAAGAACAUUCCCUCAGGCCCCAAAACGUGGAGGUAGACCCAGAAGGUUCGGAGUGGUGGGGUCCAGACUCUGUGAAACUUCUGGAACAUUCCAUGCAACUCCAAACAGGGUAGUCAAUAAAAUUUAUUAAUCAUCCAA